This is a messenger RNA of Kluyveromyces marxianus DMKU3-1042, 1281 nucleotides long. It is a transcript of the gene MCA1, whose product is annotated as Ca(2+)-dependent cysteine protease MCA1. The transcript has a single exon. The record is from RefSeq and is a predicted model, not a curated record. The coding region runs from base 1 to 1281 and encodes 426 amino acids. Gene Ontology annotation, biological process: proteolysis. Gene Ontology annotation, molecular function: cysteine-type endopeptidase activity. NCBI's taxonomy places the organism in Eukaryota, Fungi, Ascomycota, Saccharomycetes, Saccharomycetales, Saccharomycetaceae.
AUGUACCCUGGUCGCACAAAUGCCACCUACAACAACCAGCAGCAGCAGCAGCAGCAGCAAUACUAUUCGAGGCCUCCCAACCCUCCUCCAAAUGUUGCAUCCCAGCCUAUGCCAUUUGAAGGCCAGUUCUACCCUCGGCCUGGUGGACCUCCUCCUAAUAGUGGAAAUGAUUACAGUGGCCAAUACUCGAGACCUCCAGUCCCUCCUCCAGGGGCAGCGCCAUCACAACAGUACAAUCGAAGCGAUAUCGCCCAAAACCAUAAUACCGGCCUAGUUAACGGUCCAUCGGGCUAUGAGCAGCCCCAGAACUUGUACAGACCUCCAACCCAAGUUCAAUAUGCGGGGCCUGGUAAUGAAGUUGCGUACCAGUACUCUCAAAUGACAGGGAGACGUAAGGCUUUACUGAUUGGUAUCAACUAUUUUGGCUCCCAAAAUCAGUUGAGAGGUUGCAUCAAUGACUCUCACAAUAUGUUCAACUUCUUGACUCAACGAUACGGCUACAGACCAGAAGAUAUUGUUAUGCUAAAUGAUGAUACAACCGACCCAGUCCGCGUGCCAACAAGGGCUAAUAUGUUAAGGGCUAUGCAGUGGCUUGUAAAAGAUGCUCAGCCAAACGAUGCCUUAUUCUUCCAUUAUUCGGGCCACGGUGGUCAAACAAAAGAUCUGGAUGGUGAUGAGGAAGAUGGUAUGGAUGAUGUUAUAUACCCUGUCGAUUUUCAGGUGGCAGGUCCCAUCAUAGAUGAUGAAAUGCACGCUAUCAUGGUCACGCCCUUACAACCAGGUGUCAGACUAACCGCAUUGUUCGAUUCGUGUCACUCAGGAACAGUGCUAGAUCUCCCAUACACUUAUUCUACCAAAGGUGUUGUAAAGGAACCAAAUGUGUGGAAAGAUGUCGGAUCAAAUGCUCUUCAAGGUGCGAUGGCUUACGCUACUGGUAACACCGGCGCCUUGAUGAAGUCUUUAGGGAGUGUCUUUACUACGAUUAAAAAUUCAAACAACAACGUCGAUAGGGAAAGAAUAAAGCAGAUUAAGUUUUCACCUGCUGAUAUAAUCAUGUUCAGUGGUUCCAAGGAUAAUCAAACUUCUGCGGAUGCAACGGAGAACGGUCAGAAUACUGGUGCGAUGUCAUGGGCAUUCUUGACUGUAUUGUCCAAACAACCACAGCAAACAUACUUGAGUUUGUUGCAAAAUAUGAGGGCAGAGUUACGCGGUAAGUAUUCACAAAAACCUCAAUUGUCAUCAUCACAUGAGAUCGACGUUAAUUUGCAAUUUUUACUAUAA